Messenger RNA from Eimeria tenella, 408 nucleotides. RefSeq names its product succinyl-CoA ligase alpha subunit, putative. Bases 1 to 408 code for a protein of 135 amino acids. The transcript is spliced from 3 exons. The record is from RefSeq and is a predicted model, not a curated record. Gene Ontology annotation, biological process: tricarboxylic acid cycle. Lineage: Eukaryota; Apicomplexa; Conoidasida; Eucoccidiorida; Eimeriidae. Gene Ontology annotation, cellular component: succinate-CoA ligase complex (ADP-forming); mitochondrion. Gene Ontology annotation, molecular function: succinate-CoA ligase (GDP-forming) activity; succinate-CoA ligase (ADP-forming) activity.
AUGAUAUUUGUGCCUCCUGCAAGUGCAGCAGCAGCAAUUAAAGAAUGCAUCGAAGCAAAGUUGCAGCUGGCAGUUUGCAUCACUGAGGGCAUUCCGCUGCACGACAUGGCCCGCAUCAAGCUGCUGCUGCAGCAGCAGCAGCAGCAGCAGCAGCAGCAAGUCACGCGCCUCAUUGGCCCCAACUGCCCAGGCAUUAUCAAACCUGGGGAAUGCAAAAUUGGAAUUAUGCCUGGCUACAUUCACAAGAAGGGUUGUGUUGGCAUAGUGAGCCGCAGCGGCACGCUCACCUACGAGGCCGUGAGCCAAACAACUGCAGCAGGACUUGGCCAGUCCACUUGCGUGGGAAUUGGGGGCGACCCUUUCAGCGGGACCAGCUUCAAGGUAGCAGGCCCCACAGCUGCAACUUAG